AUGUCGCCCCACAAGGCCACGAUGUUGUUGCUAGUGUUAGCCACCGCUUUGCUUGUGGUAGCCACCGCUGGCGCUGAUAACCCCACCGCAAAGGAAGGCUGCCAGUCGAGCUGCGGUGGCGUCGACAUCCCCUACCCAUUCGGCAUCGGCGCCAACUGCUUCCGGCCAGGCUUCGAGAUCCUCUGCGACAACUCAAGCGGGGUGUAUAUACCGCUUCUUCCAGGCGCCACCUCCCGCCCCGACUGGGGUUUUGACCUCGGUAUCUUUGGAGACUGGUUCGCGGACCAGGUACGUGUUCUUAGCCUCAACGUGACGCCACGCGCGGAGAUCCGGGUGGAGACGAAGGUGGCAUAUCAGUGUUUCAACGCCCUCGGCAAUGUCACCAAACAAUUCGACGGCGGUCUGAAUGUGAGCGCGACUAGCACUCAGGAUGUGUAUCGCAUCUCCAACUACGCCAACGAGCUCUACGUCCUCGGCUGUAGCACCUUCAUCUACACGGGCAGCGGGUCGCCUGGCCGUAACGCCCAGUCCUACUAUGGCGGCUGCGUGGCCUACUGCAAGGACGCCGACGCCCCCAAGGACGGUGCCUGCGAGGGCAUCGGCUGCUGCCACAUCAACCUCCCACCGGGCCUCAUCGACACCCGCAUGCAGCUAAGCACAUGGCCGCACAUAGAUCUCGAGUACAGCCCCUGCAACUACGCCUUCAUCGUGGAGAAAGGCAGAUAUUCCUUCAAGGCGGCUCACGUCAAAGACGACAUGCUCAGCAACCAGACCAUGCCGCUGCUCCUCGACUGGGCUGUCCGCGACUCGGAAUCCUGCAACAACCUCAAGGAAUCAGCCUGCGUCAGCGUCAACAGCCGUUGCGCUGAUUCCGACAAUGGGCCGGGGUACGUCUGCCACUGUUCCGACGGUUACGAGGGCAACCCUUACGUUCCAGAAGGUUGCCAUGGGAUUGUCCUAGGUUUAUCCCUCAUAGUUAUUGCUCUAUUGUUAGUACUGGUUUUCUUCCAAAAGAGACAACUGGACAAAUCAUUUGAAAAGAACGGGGGUAAGGUACUUCAGAACGUGAAAGGCCUGACCAUUUUCACCAAGGAGGGACUGAAGAAAAUCACAAGAAACAAUUCAGACUUUCUUGGUAAUGGAGCCUUUGGUAACGUCUAUAAAGGAACUCUCCCUGAUGAUACUAUUGUGGCUGUCAAGGGAUCUAUCGUUGUAAAUGAAGAAUCAAGGAAAGAUUUCACCGAUGAAGUGGAGAUUCAGACCAACAUGAUCCAUAAGAAUAUUCUUCGGCUGGUAGGUUGCUGCCUUGAGGUGGAGGUCCCAAUGCUGGUAUACGAGUUUGCGGCUAAUGGAAGCCUCCAAGACAUUCUCCACCAGAAGAAAAACCAAGAACUUCCACUGGAUCUGCGUUUGGAUAUUGCAAUUGGGGCUGCAGAAGGGUUGAAAUACAUGCACUCAUCCACAGCUCAGGCCAUACGACAUGGCGAUGUCAAGCCGGACAACAUACUCCUUGAUGAAAAUUUAACACCCAAAAUCUCUGAUUUUGGGCUGUCAAAGCUUAAUAUAGAGGGACAAUUUGCCAAGAAAGUAGUUGGGUGCAUGGGUUAUGUGGACCCGGUUUUCUUGAAAACUGGCCUUUUAACACAAAAGAGUGAUGUGUACAGCUUUGGAGCCGUUCUCCUGGAACUAAUUACUGGAAAGAAGAACGUAUAUGGCGAGAACCAAAGCCUCAUCAUUGAUUUCUGCAAAGUUUACGAGAAAGAGAAUAGUGGGAGGGCUAUGUUUGACACGGAGAUUUCAAAUGAAGAAGACAUGUUUAUCUUGGAAGAAAUUAGCAAGCUAGCAAUUGAAUGUCUACACGAAGACAUAGAAGAGAGACCAGAUAUGACGGAGGUGGCUGAGAGAUUGGUUAUGCUCAGGAGAGACAAGAAACUUAAAAAGACACUCGGCACUUAUGGGAGCUUGGAGGAUAUCACCAUGGCUGGGUCACCCAUACAGCAGCAGACCUAG
Molecule: messenger RNA, 2010 nt
Organism: Lolium rigidum
Lineage: Eukaryota; Viridiplantae; Streptophyta; Magnoliopsida; Poales; Poaceae
Product: wall-associated receptor kinase 1-like
Exons: 2
Coding region: 1-2010 (669 amino acids)
Biological process (GO): protein phosphorylation; cell surface receptor signaling pathway
Cellular component (GO): plasma membrane
Molecular function (GO): polysaccharide binding; protein serine/threonine kinase activity; ATP binding
Source: RefSeq, a predicted model, not a curated record